UGAUUGAAUUUGUUUAUUUAAGAAAUAAUAAUAGAAUAUUGAAGGAAUUGAUCUAGUUUCAUUUUUUAAUUGUUUUUUCAAUAUUUUUGGAAGAAAUUUUAUUUAAUAUUUACCAAAAAGAAUAAAUAUUCAACAAGAGUAGUGCUAAAUAAUUUUUAUUUUUCAAUGGAAAGAAAGUUAUCACAUUCCAUACAAUUUUUUGUUUGUUUUUAAUAUUUCAAAGAAAAUUAUAAUAGAAGGAAUUUUUUUGUAAUGUUUUAGAUUUUAGAAGUAUGUAGGUAGCCCCAGCCAACAACAGAAAUACUAAGUUAACAGAAAUUUAAUUUCAAUGAAGUAGUAUUGUUGAACAACCAAGAAAAAAAACGAACAAUUACAUCAAUUAAAAAAAUUAUAACAAUUAUAAUACAAAAAUUUAGGAUAUUUUAUUAGAUGAAAAAUCUCGAAUAUUGCAAAUGUGAUAACAAGAAUUACAUUAGUAUCUUAUACAGACAUAUAUAUUCCUUAUUGAAAAAAAAAUAUUUUUUAUGAUAUUUUAUUAAGUUUUAUUUUUUUCUAUUUGUAAUGCAAAACACAUCCGAAUUUCUAGAAACAAUGUUAAUAAUAUUUUUAUUAAUUAGUAUAUACUUAUUAAAUAAUGGUCAAACACAACAAUUUAAUGAUACAAAUCAAAUAUCAUCACAAUAUAAUAGCGCACUUUCAAAUCAAUAUUCAACAACAGUUUAUGGACCACAAUUACAACAAAAUUAUCCACAAGAUAAUUUAAACUUAAAUCAAUAUUCAACAUUACAACCACAAAACCCAUAUAAUCGUGAUUAUACAACAUCUCGUAAUUAUUCACCAUCAAGAGAUUAUAAUAUUAAUCCAAAUUCAAUUAGUGGUAAUACUAUUGGUGGUGGUAGUAGCAAUACUGGUAUCGGUGGUAUUGCUGCUGCUGGGACAUUUUAUGAUCCAAAUAAACAAUAUGGUAGUACACUGAAUAAUCGCAUUUACGGUAAUAAUGAUUAUAAUAAUUAUGGUGUUUAUGGUAAUGUAUUAGAUGACAUUGAUCCAAAUUAUUUUUGUCCAGAAUAUUGGAUUGCAUAUCAACAGGUAUGUUAUCGUUUUAUAAAAUCACCACGUCGUACAUGGCAUGAAGCUAAAAAAAUAUGCCGUGCAUAUAAUUCUGAUUUAAUAAAUAUUGAUUCAAUAAAUAAGCACUCAUUUAUAUUAAAAGAACUAAUAUUACAAAAUCAAAAACAAAAUCGAUAUUGGGUAUCAGCACGUCAAACAUCACCAAAAAGUUGGAUAAAUGAUGAUAAUUCACAAUUUUUAUAUAUUGAAGAUGCAUUUUCAUAUGAUGAACCGUCUGAAUAUCGUGAUGAUUUAUCAAUAUUACAAGAUAAUAGGUUUUUAUUAACUGGACGAAAUCGUGAUUAUCAAUAUGAUCAAAAUGUAUUAAAUCAACCACUAGAUCAUUUAAAUCCAUAUUAUAAUAAUCCUUUAUAUGUAUGGGAUGAUAUAACAAGACGUUAUAGAUUAAGAGAUCGUUUAGUUUAUGGUUUUUCAAAAAUUAAAGAUAAGUGGAUGUUUAUACCAACAUUUGAUGAUGAAACAAAUUUAUUUAUAUGUGAAUCAAAACAAUUGUAUAGUCCUGAUAAUAUUAAUUUAUUAGCUGAUGAAAAACGUCCAUUUGAUUAUGGUAUUGAAGUUGGUGAUUUAGAAAAAAUACCACGUGGUCCAUAUUUUAUAAAACAACCAGUUGAUACAACAUUCGAUACAUCAAAACGUCGUUUAAUUAACGAUGUUACAUUAAGUUGUUUAACCGGCGGAUAUCCAACACCUGUUUAUUAUUGGUUUAAAGAAGAAUAUGUUAAUAAUGAUUUAAAAUUUCAUCAAAUUGAUCCAUUAAAAGAUGAUCGUUAUACAUUAUCUGGUGGUAAUUUAAUAAUAUAUGAUCCAAAACAGAUAUUAGAUCAAGGUUAUUAUCAUUGCGUUGCUGAAAAUCGUUUUGGUCGUAUAAGAUCUGAAUCAGCACAAUUGAAUUUUGGUUUUAUAAUGGAAUUUAAUUUAAAACGUUCAGCUGAAGUAUCCGAUAUGAACUGGGGUAAAGCACUAUUUUGUGAUCCACCACAACAUUAUCCUGCUGUUAAAUAUUAUUGGUCCCGUGAUCAAUUUUUGAAUUUGGUUGAUGAAGAUCAACGUGUUUUUGUUAGUAAUGAUGGUGCCUUAUAUUUUUCAUUUAUUGAAGCUGUGGAUAGAGCAAAUUAUUCAUGUUCAGUACAAAGUAUGGUUAGUGAUACUGGGCGUAAUGGGCCAUUCUUUCCAUUACGUGUACAUCCAAAAAGUGACGCACAAUCAUUAAUUUUUGCUAAUAGUUUUCCCAAAGUUUUCCCGGAUGCACCUAUUGCUGGUGGAGAAAUACGUUUAGAAUGCUUAGCUUUUGGUUAUCCUGUGCCAUCAUAUAAUUGGACACGUCGUGGGGCACCAUUACCACGUCAUUCAUACCAAACUAGUUAUAAUCGGGUAUUGAUUAUACCAAAUGCAACAAUUAAUGAUAAUGGCGAUUAUAUAUGUACAAUUGAUAAUUUUAGAAAAUCCUUAGAAAAAAAAAUUACAUUAAAUAUACAAAUGAAACCAAAUUUUACAAUACCAUUGAGAGAUAAAAUUAAAGACUUUAAUAGUGAUGUAAAUUUUGUUUGUGAGGCAAUAGCAAUACCCGAUGUUAAUUACACAUGGUAUAAAAAUGCUGAACGUUUAGAUAUUGAUAAAUUAGAUAGAGAUCGUUUUAUAAUACAAGAUAACGUACUAACAAUUAAAUAUUUGGAUCCAGAAAAAGACGAUGGAAUGUAUCAAUGUAGAGCUGAAAAUCAAUUGAAAGCCGUUUUUUCAUCAGCUCAAUUGCGUGUAUUAUCUAUGAAACCGUCAUUUAAGAAACGCCCAUUAGAAUCAGAAAUUUACGCUAUUUAUAAUGGUAAUACAACAAUUGUGUGUGAUCCUGAAGCUGCACCACGUCCGAAAUUUCAAUGGAAAAAAGAUGGCAAUAUAAUUGGAAGCGGUGGCCAUAGAACGGUUUUGCCAUCAGGAACAUUAAUUAUAAGGCAAACAUCAAGAGAUGAUGAAGGUAUUUAUACAUGUGUAGCUACAAAUUCAAAUGGUACCGAUGAAAGUAAAGCACGUUUAAUAGUAUUACAAGAAUUACGUUUCAUACAAACUCCACCACCAAAACUUAUUACACAAAUUAAUCAAUACUUAUAUUUACAAUGUGAAGUUAUAUAUGAUGAAGUAUUAGAUGUUGCUUUUAUGUGGACACAUAAUGGUCGAAUACUAAAAGAAUUUGACGAUUUGCGUAUACAGCCAGAAAGAAAUUAUUUAACAGUACAUAAUGUUACAUUAUUAGAUGCAGGGGAAUAUGAAUGUGUUGUUAAAUCAGCUGUUAAUCAGAUAUCAGCUAAAACACAAGUUAUUGUAGAAGGUCCACCUGGUGCCCCAGGUGGUGUAAGUGUUAUUGACAUUGGUAAAACAAAAGCCUUAAUUGAAUGGGUUGAUGGCUCUGAUAAUGGUAGACCAAUAUUAUUUUAUAAUAUAUUAGGUAGAACAAAUUGGAAUCGAACAUGGAUAAAUGUAUCAGAACAAGUACAAGCACAUGAAAUUGAUCGUUAUACUGGUAGACAAAGAGCAGAAGUUGUUAAUUUAACACCAUGGUCUGGAUAUGAGUUUAGUGUAUGUGCUGUAAAUGAUUUAGGUAUUGGACAGCCAUCAGCACCGUCCCCAAUAUAUAAUACACGCAGUGAUAAACCAUAUAUUGCACCAAGAAAUGUUGGUGGCGGUGGUGGUAAAAUUGGUGAUUUAACAAUAACAUGGAAUCCAUUAAAAUCAGAAGAACAAAAUGCUCAAGGAAUUUAUUAUAAAGUAUUUUGGCGUUUACAUGGUAAAUGGGAAUGGGCAUCACAAAUUUUAGAUAAACAGGGUAAUGUUGGUAUUGCUGUUAUUGAUUUACGUAAUAAAGAUUUAUACUAUACUGAAUACGAUGUUAAAGUACAAGCAAUUAAUAAUGAAGGAGCAGGACCAGAAAGCGAAGUUGUUAAAAUAUAUUCAGCUGAAGAUAUGCCACAAGUUGCACCACAACAAGUUGUUGCUAGAAGUUUCAAUUCAACAUCAUUAAAUGUUACCUGGAAUCCAAUUGAAAUGACAAGAGAGAAAAUACGUGGCAAAUUAAUUGGUCAUAGAUUGAAAUAUUGGAAAGUCGAAAAUGCUGAAGAAGAUGCAACAUAUUAUUUAUCAAGAACAACCAGGAAUUGGGCAUUAAUUGUUGGUUUGCAACCAGAUACAUAUUAUCAUGUUAAAGUGAUGGCAUACAAUGCAGCAGGUGAAGGUCCUGAAAGUGAAAGAUUUAUAGAGCGAACAUAUCGAAAAGCACCACAAAAACCGCCUUCAUCAGUUUUUGUAUAUGGAGUUAAUCCAUCAACUGUACGUGUUAUAUGGCGUUAUGUAUCACCAUCUCAAGAAGAAGAGCCAAUACAAGGAUACAAAGUAAGGGUCUGGGAAUCAGAUCAAGAUAUGACAACAGCAAAUGAUACAAUCGUACUGAUAGGAAAUAAACUAGAAGCAUAUAUUGAAAAUUUAAUACCGGGAAAAAGUUAUAAUAUGAGAGUAUUAGCUUUCAGUAAUGGCGGUGAUGGGCGAAUGUCCAGCCCCACUACACGAUUUCAAAUGGGAAAAACAACAUCAAGUUCAACUGCAAAGGUUAUUUUUAAUAAAACAAUUUUAUAUGGAUUAAUGGUGAUAUUUUAUAUUCAUAGAACGAAUUUUUCAAAUUAAUUCAUUUAUUAUAAUUAUAUAUAUCACUUAUACACACAUAUAUAUAUAUAUAUAUAUAUGUUUACAAUACAAAACAAUACCAUGUAAAAAUUAUGAAUCUAAAAUUUGUUUCUAUAAAAUUUCAGCUUAAAACUAUACAGGUGUGGGUGAUUCCUUCGAGUUUUUAAAGUAAAACAUUUUUCUUAAAACAAAAUUUAUGUAAAAAGAAAACUACUGUUUGAAAGAAAAACAUAAGUGAAGACGGCAAUUUUAUAAUAAAAAUAUUAAAGAAAUAAAAAACAAUAUUCUCCUUGAGAUCGGAACUGUAAUAAUAGUAUAUUAAAGCAGAAUUAAGCUUAUAAAUGCCAAUUGCUGAAUUGCUUAUCGAUAUGGUAUUAUUAAAAUCCGAUGUCAGGGUCCUUUACAUGGAAAAAGGCACGUUCGACAUGAAAAUAUUGACAAAAAUAAAAAAGAUUUUCUAGAUUUGAAAAAGUAAAAGUAAAAAUAUAGAUAUAGAAUUUUUUCAUUCUGAUACAUACUCGUAUCUAGAUAUACCAAUUAUAACAAUUUUUUUACUAUAAAAACUCUUAAAGAUUCACAUCCCGAGAACUCAAUACCAGUUCCGGACCACCCUGUACAUAUUUUGCUAAAUUAUACGUAGAAAUCAAUAUAUUAAUUUUAUACAAUUUUUCGAUGAUGUGUAUAGUGAUUUAAUUGAAGAAAAGAAAAAUGACCUUUUCUUCAAACUUUUAUAUUUUUGAAUAUAUAUAAGAUUAUUGUUUUUAUAUUAUUGUAAAAUUUAUAAUUUAAUUAAAUUACCUAAAUCAUAUAGUAUAUAACACAAUUUUGGCUCGAAUGAAAAAUAAUAUUUUUAAGGUGUAAAAAUAUUUCGUAAUCUCAAAAUUCUAGGGUUUUGUGUCAGAACAUGAUAUCUACAUUUUUGCAAUUUCGAGUAAAACACCAGUGAAAUUUUACUAAAAUAUUAACAAGUGAAAAUUAAAUGAAGAUCGUUUAAAAAGUUAGCUUUUUAAAAUGUUGCGAAUAAAUAUUACAUAGUAGUAAAAUUUUAACAUAUUUUUCUAUAUUAAAUAAUAUAUACACUUUUUCCAUUUGCAAUAAGUAUCAAUUAGAACUGAAUAAAUUUAUUUAUCUAGUUUUUAAACGUGCGUUUCACUUAUAUGAAAAUAACCAACAUAAACAUUUAAAUAUGAAAUGUAGAAAUGAAUAUGUGCAAUGUUUCAUUUUCAACUUGAAACGAAACUGUAAAAAAAACUAGAACACAUUUUAAUUUCAAAAGUAUAUAACAUGACAUAUCUAUAUUUCAAUGCUUUCUUAAAAAAUUUUAUGAUCUCGAGAAAUGCUGUAACUUUUGAUAUCUAAUUUUGUCAGAAUUCAAAAUUUUUUUUGAAUUUGUCAAAUUUUCUUUGCCAAAAUAAAUUUGUUAAUCAAAUUAUCAAAUUAUCUUGCAUUAGAAAGAGCUUAAAAUUUUAAGUAAUACUGCAUUUUUGUCAAAAAUGUAGAUAUCAUUGAUCUAAAUUUUUCAAUCAGUGUUUUCUGAUAGAGAACCCUAGAUUAAUAAUUGUAUUGCGUAAUUAAAUUACUAAAGAAUUUAGUAGUUAUAAAUUUGUAAAUUGCAAAUAUUCUUUAAUAACUGUAGUGUAUUACUGAAAUUUUGAAGUUAAUGCGCGAUUAUUUGCCUUAAUUUUGCUCUUAUUGUAACAAGCCUUGUAUGCAGUAAAAAUAAUACAAUUUAUGUUAUCAAAAAAUAAUUUACAAUAUAGUUAGUACUGUGACGUAUUUCUACGUCAUCAAAAUUCAGGAUGUACAAUAAAUUUGUCUUAUUAAGCAAUACGAUUUUAUUUGCUGAAUAGCGGUCAAGUUGACUUUAUUUGCUUUAAUGUAUUUUGCGUGUAGUAAUCUUAUUAAAAACUUUGAUUUUUUUUUUUUUCAAAAUUUCAGUAUAUAUUUGCGACAAUAUAUCAUAUAUAAAACGAUUAUUUAAAAAAUGUAAAUCGAUAAUCAACGUAAGAUCUAUAAAUUUUAAUCAUUUCGUAUUCAGCUAUAUACAUUACAGCUUACGUAUGCUUAAGUUGGUGAAUUUUUGUAGAAAUUUUAUUAAUUAAUUUUUUUAUUACAAGCACAAAUAAAAUUUGAUUACUCGUAUUGUCGAAGAAAAUAAUUUGAUUAUUAAUUUGAAAUUUUUAAAUUUCGUUCUGAAAAUUUUCUGAAUUGAAUAAUUCAGUUUAUAUUAUAUCCCUUGAAUUUGAAUUACAAUAAUACGCAAUAUAGCUUAAAAUACAGAAUCUAGAGACAACAAAUACAAGUUCAAAAAGCAGCAAAACUAUCUUUUGCUUUCAAAAUGCAGUAAUAUUUUAUUAACACAGAAUCCUGCUUAUAAAUAUGAAAUAUGGAUUAUGUAUUAAUACCAUAUUACUGAAUUUUCGAAGUCAAGGUGUGUUGCUAUAUAAUUCAGCAAUUAACAGUUCACAAACUGAAGUAUGUAUUGAUACCGUAUUAUUGCAAUUUGAAUAAACAAGGUUUUAUGUUACAGAAUUGUGCAUAAAAGUGAAUGAUUAAUAAAUUUUAAGUCUUAAGAAUUCAAUUUUAUUUUAGUUUUAUAGUAUGUUUUUGUUUUUUUUUUUUAAAUAAUGUACUCGUAUGUAUGUUUUUAUAGUAUGUUUUUGUUUUUUUAAAUAAUGUGUGUACAUUAUGUGCAAAAAUAUAAAAUAUGAAAUGUUGAUUCAAAAUUAAAGAAAAAAGCCAAAAGAAAAUAUGUAUGAGUCAUGUAUACAUUAAGCUAAAACACAAAAAUAAUAUACUUGUAUGUAAUCAAUAUUAUUCAAAAUAAUAUAUAUGAGAAAAUUUUGAUAUACCCUGGCUUUAAAAUUGCAGUAAUAAUGUAUUUAUAAAAGAAAUCAGCUUAUGAGUUCUAAUUGCUAAAUUAUGUAUCGUAUUUAUACCGUAUAUUACUGCAAUUAUGAAGUCAAGCACAAUAGUUAGUUAAUUUGUAAACUGGAUUUUUAUUUAUCACUUAAUUGACCACAUUAUAGCAAUAUAUAUACUUGACUUCCCCAAUUGUAGUUAUACGGCAUUAAUACACAAUCCAGCUUAUGAGUAUGAAUUGCUGAAUUGUGUAUUAAUACGAUAUUACUGCAUUUUGGAAGUGAAGAACACAUAUAAUAAGUAUAUAAUGCAUUAUAUACGUUCCAUUAUUAAAAAUUAAUAUUUAAUAUUUCUAUAAAACCAAAAUAAAAGUCUUAGAUUUUAUUAAAAAACAGAUUUUUAAAAUGCCAAUACGAUUUUUUUAAAAAUAUAAUUUUAUUUUUUAUCUAAAGUACAUAUAUUGUAUAUAUCAUCACCAUACAUCUAGGGAAAACUAACUUUUCUGUUACAUAAAUUUCAAUAAUAUUUUAUAUAGCAAUUAAAAUUUGUAAGCUGAAUUGGUAUAAUUUAUUUUUAUACUCGUAAGAGACAUGUAUUUUUUUUGUAAAACUGAUCAUACGAUUUGAGAUGGAUUUGUUUUUUUUUACUUAAAUUUAGUUUUAUAAAAUUCCGUGACUUCAAAAUUGAAGUAAUACAAUUUUUUUAACCAAUUCAGCAGUUUUAACUUAUAAACUGAAUUGUUUAUUAAUACCAGAUUAUUGACAUUUUGAAGUUCAAAGAUUCGUUCUCGAAUAUUUUUUUAUAUUUUAACUUAUACAAAAGAUGGUAUUAAUUUUUUCCUUUAAAAUAUGUAGAUACAUUUUAUAAAUAAAUAUAUAUAUAUAUAGAUACGUUAUAUAUAAGUACCUAAUCAAGUGCUCAAUUUCGGUAAACGAUAAGAUUGAAAAAUGUAAUGAAAAAGAAUACUUCUUAUAUAAUCAAAAAAAUUAAGGUAAUUUGAAAAAACAUUCCUUAUCAGUAAUUGAAUUUCGUCCAUAAAGCAUUUUUUUUUUUUUUUAUAUUUGCAUGUAAAUAACUUAUAAUACAAAUUUUUUAUUUUACACUUUGAUAUGCACUUUUGCAUAAAUAAAUUUUUUCUAUAUAAUUUUUUUUUAUAUAUUGUAAAACU
This is a messenger RNA of Condylostylus longicornis, 8827 nucleotides long. RefSeq names its product contactin (gene Cont). The transcript has 6 exons. The record is from RefSeq and is a predicted model, not a curated record. Gene Ontology annotation, molecular function: protein binding. The coding region runs from base 562 to 4797 and encodes 1411 amino acids. Lineage: Eukaryota; Metazoa; Arthropoda; Insecta; Diptera; Dolichopodidae. Gene Ontology annotation, biological process: cell-cell adhesion.